AUGGCAUCCAUCCAGUCUCCCACCCCCAAACUCGACCGAUACAUCAUCAUCCACGUCGCCACUACUUGUGAUGAACAUGGCGUCUACGUUACAAAGGACUCUGCCGAAGUCAUCGAGCUCGGAUGGAUACUGCUCGACACCAAGAACUGCGAGGAGAUCCAUCGAGAGAGCGUCCUGGUGAAGCCUGUCAAUACUCCUAUUACGCCUCUUUGCACGAGCUUGACCACUCUUACAUGGGAACAUGUUCGAUCCGCGGGUACCUUCCGUGAUGCAAUCAAUCGUUUCGAUACCUUCGCCCAGGAGAAUCUCUUGUCAAAAAACCUCGAGUUCGCCUUUGUGACGCUGGAUUCAUGGGACAUGCGUGUGCAGCUGCCUAGGGAGGCCCGUGAUAAAGCUGUCGUGCUACCUCCGUAUCUGCAGCAUUCCCGCACCUUUGACCUUCGAACGGAAUAUCAACGCUGGCAGCAACACCACCCAGAGUCCCUCCCCUUCGGACCAAGUGACCUGGCCAACAUCUGUGCAGCCCUGGAGGUCGAGCCAGUCCAGUCCUCCGCUCCCAUCAAGCACAACCUCCCAUUCCACCUGCAAGCCCUCGCCCCUGCGUCUCCCCGUCGGGCCAUGGAAGAAGUCAUCACGCUUGCCAGAGUGCUCCGUGGGUUGAUUCGCAAGUCUCAGCCUCCACACGAACACCCGGAGAUUAUGACCCGCCCUAUGGACGCCAGAGCGGAUGUUCGUGCGUUCUUGGCAGAGCGUAGUAAGGUUUUGCAUAUGAGUGGCCUGCCGCACGAUACCACACAGUCUGAAUUGGAGAGUUGGUACACGCAAUUCGGUGGACGUCCCAUCGCAUUCUGGACGCUAAGGACGCCAGACCAGCACAAGCCUACUGGUACCGGUUUUGCUGUCUUUUCGUCCCACGAAGAAGCUGCUGAAAGUCUUUGCAUGAAUGGUCGUGCAUUGAAUGACAAGGCCAUUGAAGUCUCUCCUUCUUCGAGCCGUGUCCUGGACCGUGCUGCCGAGAUCCUUGCACCAUUCCCACCAAGCAAGAAUCGUCCCCGCCCCGGCGAUUGGACUUGUCCAUCGUGUGGUUUCUCAAACUUCCAGCGUCGUACUGCCUGCUUCCGCUGCUCCUACCCAGCCGUUGGCUCUGGCCCUGACCCAAUGCCGUAUGCUUACACUUAUGGACCACCAAACAUGAUGCCACCACCCCACCACAUGGGUCAUCAUGGCGGUCACGGUGGUCACGGAAGCCACGGUGGUCAUGGUGGUCACGGCGGUCACGGUAUGGGCCACCACUCAAGAGGAAUGGGAGGAAAUGGCGGGGUUGUCCCAUUCCGUGCCGGAGACUGGAAGUGUGGAUCCGACGGCUGUGGCUAUCACAACUUCGCGAAGAACAUCAACUGUCUUCGCUGUGGUGGACCACGCUCUGGUGCCGCUGUUGUCGCUGAUUCUGCAUUCCCAGCCCCCAUGGAUCCCCAGUCCGGGUUUGGCAUGGGCGGCCCUGCCUCCAUGGCUAACGCUCCCGGUGCCGGCCCUUUUGCUUCCACCGGAGGCAAUUUUGGUGGCUUUGGCCAGCAGUUUGGCGGUCCACCAAGUACCUAUUCCCUCCCAUCAGGACUUGGGAAUGCACCAGGCCCCUAUCCGCCACCCAUGGGCCAAAUGAACCAUGGUGGUUAUGGUUCCACGAGCGCUUCUCAAUCUGUAGCAUCCUUCGGAAACCCUGCAACCCAGGCUGCCUUCACCGCUGCUGACCAUACCCCACAGCCUGUCGGUACUUCCAAUGGCGGCGGAUUCUACGGGGGUGACGGAGCAUCCGAUCCAUUUGCCUUCCUCUCGACCGGCCUUGGAGGCCUAACUGUCGGAGAUGAGCCACAUGGACGCAGAAACGGGGCAUCCGCUAACAAAUCUCCUGCCUAG
Messenger RNA from Microsporum canis CBS 113480, 1914 nucleotides. RefSeq names its product asparagine-rich protein. The transcript has 4 exons. Lineage: Eukaryota; Fungi; Ascomycota; Eurotiomycetes; Onygenales; Arthrodermataceae. Bases 1 to 1914 code for a protein of 637 amino acids. The record is from RefSeq and is a predicted model, not a curated record. Gene Ontology annotation, molecular function: 3'-5'-RNA exonuclease activity; RNA binding.